This is a messenger RNA of Dothidotthia symphoricarpi CBS 119687, 564 nucleotides long. RefSeq lists its product as uncharacterized. Lineage: Eukaryota; Fungi; Ascomycota; Dothideomycetes; Pleosporales; Dothidotthiaceae. The transcript has a single exon. Bases 1 to 564 code for a protein of 187 amino acids. The record is from RefSeq and is a predicted model, not a curated record.
AUGGAGACUCCUCAGCCCACCCCAGCAGCAAACUGCCACACGUUCCUCGCAAGCCACAUCUCCGACAUCCAGCCCUCGCCAUCCAACACCCACUGCUCCAUCUGCAAGGACCCCUACAUGGGCGCCGACUCGCCCGUCCAGAUCCAAGGCACAUCAGGCUGUACGCACAUCUUCGGCCGAUACUGUCUGCAAGAAUCGCUCAAGACCUCCAACAAAUGCCCCUAUUGUCGGGCAAUCCUAUUCCACAUCCCGUCGUCGAACACUGCGCACGAGAUCGCCACCAAUCGAGACAGGAACGUCGUGGCGAGGAUCCGGCCAACCGGCACGCAGGACUUGUAUCCCGAGAGUGAGUGGCUAGUUACGCUGACGCAGCCGAGUGCUGGAAGGGGAAGGACGAGGAGGGAGACGUCUUCGGUGCAGGAGCAGAGUAGGGGCGUGCAGAGCGAAGCUGAUGGACGCGUUUUUGAGCGUGCGGAGGCUCAGGUACAUGCGCUUUGUCUCGGCAGACGGUCUGGACGGAGGGCCUCCUUUGGUAAAUUCUGGCGCGAUAUAUGGAACUUUUGA